GUAGGGCGGAGUGUUUGGAAGCCCGCGCCUUGUAAUUUUAUGAUCGUGUUUUUCAGACAGACAGCAAGAAUGUCGUCCACGGCCACGUCCAUUAGAAUUAGAAUUUCAAAUUCAUGGCAAGGCUGGCAGGAAGUAAAGAAUAUAUAUGAUGGGGAGUUAAGAGCUAUUGACGAAGCUUUAAAAGUGCGGAAACGUGUACACAAAUUACAGUCUUCGUCCCACGAUGAUUUUGCAAAUCACUUGCUCGACGUCCACCGCAACUGGUGCGAGGCGUGCCCUACCCCAGGCGGCCGACGAGGCGGGCGGGAGGAGAGGUCAAGCGCCGGUGUUUCAGAAUCGUCAACCACCUCCGCCGGUACUGACGUCAUCGUGCUAAAUCCGAAUUCCCAAUCUAUGGCAUCGUCAAAAAAUAGAUUGGUAGGUACAACGAAGAAAGACCAAGCAACCCAAACCAUUCAAGAUGUAUUCAGCUGCUGCCACUGUGGUCUACCUCAACUCGACAAACCCAUGCCACCAUUAGCAAGGAUACAACCUGCAAGUCAACAUCUUGUUGGCUCCCAGCCGACCAUAUCUGGUCAACAGACAGUUCUUUUGGCGCCUGGAGUAAGGAUUCAACAGCAGACUGUUAAGCGUAGCGAUGACAUUAAUCGUCCUUCUCCUCUCCAGGGCGUGCCUUCCACCGUUAAAGUCAUCAAGGUUAUUAAAUCGAAAGGAGGAGUUCAGGGACAACAGUCGGGCACUAGUUCUCAAGCUGUGACAAAUGUAAUGCCAAGUGGUCAUCUGCUACUUGGAACCCCAACAGGGUCAUCUGUGUCCUCAGUAGGUGCUGCCACAGGUUCGGGUAAGAACCUUCGAACGAUAGUUGUGAACGUGCCUGCUACAAAAUCAUCAGGAUUUCUCAGGAAUGUCCCAACGGCUCUUAACAAACUGUCAACAUCAUCAGUAUUGCGUCCUGUCAAGCAAAGGUCAAAUCUGGUUGAUCCAUUGUCUUGUGGUGGCAUCGGUAUCUCUGAAUCAAUUCCAGUGGUGAAGACCGAACCGCCUGAAGACCUUGAGCAGUUGCGUGGUCCAAUGUUCAGUCAAACCAAAUGUGUUGACGAAAACGAUGACGAUGAGGAUCACGUCUACGAUGAUGGUAACAUAAAUCUGGACCACGAGACAGAACUAGAGUCUACCAAAAAGGUGUGUGAAUUGGUAGAUCAUCCUGCGACGGUUACCGUGAAAGAGGAAGUUUUGUCCGAUGUAGAACAACCUGACACAAAGCUUUCUGAGGAGGAGGAAUUCCUGUAUGAUCCCACGCAGGAUCAAGGAAGCAAUGCCGGGCAGUCUUCUGGAACUGGAGGGCUUGAAGAAGAAGAGAAAGCAGAUGCUGAAAUGGAGGAUGAAGAGGAGGAUGAGGAAUACAAUGAACUGGAAGACGAGAUGGAAGACGAAAUGGAAGACGAGGAGGAGAUCGACUAUGAAAAACAGGAGAAGGCUGACCCUACGUAUGAUCCUACAAGUAGAAGAGGCAAAUCUUCGGUUCUGCGUUCAAAGAAAGGCAAAGUUAAUUCAGAUCCUGUGUACACGAGUUCUGAGGAUCACGGUAGCCUUCAAGAGGAUCCUGGAAGGGAUGGAAACAAUGGUGUUGGGUUUCCAGAUAAGCCAGGACGAUUCAGGAAAGGUUGGAGUCGCAGGGGUUCUCGUAUAGGGUUUCCAUACCCAGCCAAUUGCCCUCUCAUGUGUUCUUACGUUUGGAAAUCUGCCGCCGAUAAAACCAGCCACAUGUCAAGCCACCUGCCUACAGAUCAGGGUCGGGAAGCCUUCAAGGAGGCUAUUGAAUCUUUGGAGAAGAGGAUCGGCAACGAGUACACGCACAACAUGGGAUGGUGUGAUGAGUGCGAUAAGUUCAGCGCGUGUCUCCCGUCUCACCUGAAGAGCGUCCACCGAAGACGGGACAAGCUGUGCCCGCAAUGUGGAAAGAUGAUCAGGGUCGGCGCAAUGAAGAGCCACAUGCUGUCCCACGUUCAUGUCGAUGAGAAGGACUACGCCCAGUGUCCGAUGUGCCCUGCAAGGGUGAAGCAUCGAGAAUACCUGAAGCAACACAUGAGCCGUUGUCACUUUGGAAAUGAUGAAAGGAGUUUCACGUGCUCGACUUGUGGGAAGAAUUUCAGGUCCCAGCAUGCUCUCAACAAACAUGUAGUCAUUCACAGUUCUGUAAAACCGUUCCCGUGCACCGAGUGCGACAAGGCAUUUAGUCAGCAAAGCAACCUGAAGAUCCACAUGCGACAGCAUACGGGACACAAGCCGUACGGAUGUGAGAUCUGCGAGGCCAGUUUCACCAAUAAAGUCAGCUUGAAAAACCACAAGAAGAAACUUCAUGGCAUCGACUGGUGGAAAGACAGAGAAUCGUUGAAAGAUGAUGAUCUUGAGACAACCGAGAGUCUGACCUCAUAAAAAAUGAUUCUCCAGCAUGAUCUUGGCGAAGAAUGUCUUGAAGGCCUGACAUCAACUUAAAUGAGAGUGACGACAGUCUUGAAUUUACAUCUAGCAGUGAAGAGGACAAACCCCGUCGAAGGAGAAAA
Lytechinus variegatus (green sea urchin) is the source of this 2564-nucleotide messenger RNA. RefSeq names its product zinc finger protein 652-B-like. The coding region runs from base 40 to 2436 and encodes 798 amino acids. The record is from RefSeq and is a predicted model, not a curated record. Gene Ontology annotation, biological process: regulation of transcription by RNA polymerase II. The transcript is spliced from 5 exons. Gene Ontology annotation, molecular function: DNA-binding transcription factor activity; RNA polymerase II cis-regulatory region sequence-specific DNA binding. Lineage: Eukaryota; Metazoa; Echinodermata; Echinoidea; Temnopleuroida; Toxopneustidae.